AUGGGUAUAACUCAACAACUUGAACAAUGUCAUUCACUUGGUAUGAAUGUUAAUUAUCCACAACAGAUGAGCAAUCAAGUAGGUGGUGUGCCAUCAUCAAAUAAUUUAUUUUAUCAAACAUCUUCUACAAAUCCAUUUCAAAAUACGAGAUGGCCUACGUCAGAUGCUAGUAAUGCAGCUGGCUGGACGAAUUAUCCAAUUGUACCUGUUACAGAAUAUUCUCGAACGAGCAAUAUUAAUCAUCAACCAUCGGAUCCGUCAUCAUCAUCAAAUGGAAUGGUUGAUGAUAAUUCUUUAGACACAUAUUAA
Messenger RNA from Rotaria sordida, 309 nucleotides. NCBI's taxonomy places the organism in Eukaryota, Metazoa, Rotifera, Eurotatoria, Philodinida, Philodinidae. The record is from the annotation of a GenBank genome assembly.